UUGUGAAAUGACUUAGCUCAGAUUCUGGUUGGUGUCAUUCACCAAACAUAUUGUGACUGACAUUAUCUGCUAGUCUGAAGAGAGGGGUAUAUUACCUCUGAGGGGUGGAGGCUGAGUUGCAUCCUUGUCGUCUUUUUUAGAGAUCAUAUGCAUUCUUGCCAUUGUUGAACCUUGGAGCCCAUCAGGACAUUUUAAAGAAAUAGAGGAGGGUCCUAAUUAAUUUUUGUCAUUGUUUGUUUCCCUUGUUUGCAGAGAAGCUGAAACGCUGUAAUGUACCACUGAGCUGGACAAGCCAGGAAUGAGCCAGCCUUGGGAAGGAGUACCUGCUGUCCUAGCUGGAGACGUCUGAAGAGAGGACAUUUCAGUCUUGUGGCAUGCUUCAGUAGAAAUUAUUCAGAAAAAGAUGGCUGGCUGUGGUGAAGUAGAUCAUUCAAUCAACAUGCUUCCCACAAAUAGGAAGACAAAUGAGUCGUGUACCAAUGCAGCACCUUCCCUGCAAGUCCCUGAAUGCGCCAUCUGUCUGCAAACGUGUGUCCAUCCAGUAAGUCUGCCCUGUAAACAUGUUUUCUGCUAUCUGUGUGUUAAGGGAGCUUCCUGGCUUGGGAAACGAUGUGCACUGUGCCGGCAGGAGAUUCCUGAGGAUUUUCUUGACAAGCCAACCUUACUGUCACCUGAAGAACUCAAAGCAGCAAGCAGAGGCAAUGGAGAAUAUGCUUGGUACUAUGAAGGUAGAAAUGGCUGGUGGCAGUAUGAUGAACGUACCAGCAGAGAGCUGGAAGAUGCCUUUUCCAAGGGUAAAAAGAGCACUGAAAUGCUAAUUGCUGGUUUUUUAUACGUAGCAGACCUUGAAAAUAUGGUUCAGUAUAGGAGAAAUGAGCAUGGACGUCGCAGAAAAAUAAAACGGGACAUAAUAGAUAUACCAAAGAAGGGAGUGGCUGGGCUGAGGCUGGACUGUGACACCAACACUGUCAACCUGACACGAGAAAGCUCUGCUGACGGUGCGGACAGCACACUGACUCCAGGGGCUGCAGCUGUGCAGCCUCUAGCACCCAUUUCUGUGAGGCCCCUACCAGCACUAGAUGGUCAGCUCGUGAGCCCUGCAACACCGUCACCUGAUGCAAGCAAUUCUCUAGAGAACUCUUUUGCCCACUUGCAAAUAAAUGGAGACAGUAUGGCUGAAAGGAGUCACAGGGGAGAGGGAGAAGAAGACCACGAAUCACCGUCUUCUGGUAGGGUGCCAGCCCCUGACACCUCUGUUGAGGAGACCGAAUCAGAUGCCAGCAGUGACAGUGAGGAUGUGUCUGCCCACCUUCAGCAACGCCUGUCCUCUGGUCAGCAGAGACACUUGAAUGCUGGUGCAAGCCAGGCAGGAGCAGAUAGACCAGGGGCAGGGGGCGAGGUGGCAAACACAAGUGUAAGAUCUAGAAGGCCAGAUGGACAGUGCACAGUCACUGAAGUUUAAAUCUAGAGCCAUG
Ficedula albicollis (Collared flycatcher) is the source of this 1475-nucleotide messenger RNA. It is a transcript of the gene RNF146, whose product is annotated as ring finger protein 146. The record is from RefSeq and is a predicted model, not a curated record. The transcript has 3 exons. Gene Ontology annotation, biological process: Wnt signaling pathway; ubiquitin-dependent protein catabolic process. Gene Ontology annotation, molecular function: ubiquitin protein ligase activity; poly-ADP-D-ribose binding; zinc ion binding. Bases 404 to 1462 code for a protein of 352 amino acids. NCBI's taxonomy places the organism in Eukaryota, Metazoa, Chordata, Aves, Passeriformes, Muscicapidae. Gene Ontology annotation, cellular component: cytoplasm; nucleus.